This is a messenger RNA of Guillardia theta CCMP2712, 388 nucleotides long. RefSeq lists its product as hypothetical. The transcript is spliced from 4 exons. NCBI's taxonomy places the organism in Eukaryota, Cryptophyceae, Pyrenomonadales, Geminigeraceae. The coding region runs from base 18 to 293 and encodes 91 amino acids. The record is from RefSeq and is a predicted model, not a curated record.
UGCUUAAGACAAAGACCAUGGUGCCUUGGGUGCGCUGGCCUCGGGACUCAGAUCACUUCUCGACGGCGAACAAGCAGAUUUUACUUCAGGAGCCUGUUGAGCUCAUGAUGAAGGACAACGCGGCUCAAGUGAUGCCGUUGAAGGAGAUCAUGAACAGAAUCGUAGUCGAUCGCAAGCUCCACACAGGCGAAGUGAGCGACACUCAAUUGGCCAUGGCCGAUAUGAAGGCGAACAAAAUGGGAGGACGAGUGGUGAACGGCAAGUCGUCGUUGGACUGCUCGCCGUUCUGCUGAUCCAGCCAAGGCUCAAGUCUUAUCUUUAACCCGUCGUGGUGUUAAACUACAGUAGACAAAUUUAUUUACUCGAUGAAAUGCAUACAAUGACUUUC